Messenger RNA from Camellia sinensis, 645 nucleotides. The record is from RefSeq and is a predicted model, not a curated record. Lineage: Eukaryota; Viridiplantae; Streptophyta; Magnoliopsida; Ericales; Theaceae.
AUGGCACCAUAUGAAGCUUUGUAUGACCGAAAAUGUAGAUCCCCUAUAUGCUGGACUGAAGUUGGGAAUAGAGUCUUGCUUGCACCUAAGCUUGUACAGACAGCUACCAAUAAAAUCAAAGUUAUUGAAAAAAGGCUUAAGACAGCUCAGAGCCGACAAAAGAGUUAUGCAGAUGUUAGAAGAAGGCCCCUUGAGUAUGAGGUUGGUGAUCAUGUGUUCAUCCGUGUGAAUCCAAUGAAAGGCCAAUUAAGAUGCAGUAAAAUAGGUAAACUAUCACCCCGUCACAUUGGACCGUCUCAAAUUCUAAAAAGGCAUGGUCUGGUUGCUUUACCACCGGGAAUAGAACAAAUGCACAAUGUAUUUCACGUAUCAAUGUUAAGGGGCUAUCUCUGGGAUCUAUUCCACGUAAUUGACUAUUACCAAAUAGCACUUAACGAAAGUAUGAAGUACAAGGAAUGGCCAAAAUGGGUCAUUGACCGACACGUAAAGCAACUGAGAAACAAAACCAUUCCAAUAGUGAAAGUGGAAUGGAAGGAACAUUAUGGUAAGGAUGCCACGUGGGAGAAUGAAGAAGAAAUGCAACAACAACACCCACAUUUGUUUCCAACGGAAGGUAACAUAAGUUUGGGGGACCAAACUUCCUAA